Molecule: messenger RNA, 3808 nt
Organism: Culex pipiens pallens (northern house mosquito)
Lineage: Eukaryota; Metazoa; Arthropoda; Insecta; Diptera; Culicidae
Gene: Clk
Product: circadian locomoter output cycles protein kaput
Exons: 7
Coding region: 1102-3582 (826 amino acids)
Biological process (GO): circadian regulation of gene expression; regulation of transcription by RNA polymerase II
Cellular component (GO): CLOCK-BMAL transcription complex; nucleus; cytoplasm
Molecular function (GO): RNA polymerase II cis-regulatory region sequence-specific DNA binding; protein dimerization activity; DNA-binding transcription factor activity, RNA polymerase II-specific
Source: RefSeq, a predicted model, not a curated record
AAACAUUUCGUUUCUGUGUUAGAAAGUGCAACAAGUGAGUGUAUUAGUCUAAAAGUGCAACAGGGCGUUCUCAUGCGAUUGAGCGAGAGACAUUGAAUUCUAGUUCGAGCGUUUAGAAACGACAACUAUUCCCCGGGUGGAAGUUGUCUAUCGCCGAUGCACACCACAACAAAACGUGUGUAAAUAAAAGUGCAUAUUUGCAAGUGCAGCUUGGAACGCACACUCCAGCAGCGCGCCCGCGCCUGAAUGCAACAGUUUGCUUCGAGGGUUCCGCGGCAAGUUGUACCUACUAAGCAAAACCGUUGACUGUGUGUUGAUCGUAGUAGACCGAGCGUUUGGAUGUGUGCGUAUUGCCGUUGACGCGCCGUUGCGCGGCCAUGAUGGCGGAAAUUAUUGUGUAAUUUUCAAUUUGGGGUGGUGUUUUUCCUCCGGCCAAAGUGGUGAAAUAGUGCCUAAAAGUGCCGGAAUUUGGCGAAAGCUGCUUCCGCAAGUGUCCAGGUGUGCCAAAGUGUUGGAAUUUGUGUGCGAAAGGUGCUGAAUCAACGAGUGUUAAAGUAGAAAUUUUACCCAGUAGACAUCGCACAGUUUGGCGGUCCAAGAUCCUGAUUGCUGAGGUGGCAAAGCAGGCUACGCGUGUGCGAGGGGGUUGUGGGAGGGCAGGAAGAAGGGGAAAACGGGUGGUCGGACUGUGGACAGGUGGAAAAGUCAUCGCAGUUGGCGUUGGGUAAUUAAGUUAUUCAAUAAGAACCAUAUGUUACGACGACGCAACGAAUGUGACCAGGUAGGCAAUGGAAAAGAAAACAAAUAUUUCCGGCGGAAGAAAGGAACAAAAACAGGAUAUGGAUUGGUAAAUCAAAGUUACAUUCCAUGAAACAUGACCAACGAAUCAAUGAUUGCCCAGAACAACAGUGAAUCGAAUAUUUAGUGCCAAGCAUUAUAUUUGUAACGGAAAAGAUAACUAAAUGUGAUAAAAAAUAGAUAUAAGUGUAAAGCAAACAAAAGUGUUUUCUGUAACAGAACAAAGUGUAGUGUGAAACAAAUUUUAAACGUUGCUUGGGAAUACUUUAAGAAACAGUCAAAAUUGAUCCCCCAUCACCAACCAUGAUGGACGAUGAUAAUGACGACAAAGAUGAUACGAAAAGAAAAUCUCGCAAUCUCAGCGAGAAGAAACGGCGCGAUCAGUUCAACCUGCUCGUCAACGAGCUCAGCUCGAUGGUGUCCUCGAACAGCCGCAAGAUGGACAAGAGCACCGUGCUCAAGUCGACGAUCGCGUUUCUCAAGAGCCACAACGAGAUUGCGGUGCGGUCUCGCGUGCACGAGAUCCAAACCGACUGGAAGCCGUCGUUCCUCUCGAACGAGGAGUUUACCCACCUGAUCCUGGAGGCGCUGGACGGGUUCAUCAUCGUGUUCUCCUCGACGGGACGGGUGUUUUACGCGUCGGAGAGCAUCACCUCGCUGCUGGGACACUUGCCGAGCGAUCUGUCCAACAUGACGGUCUACGACAUGGUUUACGAGGAUGAUCAGAACGAUCUGUACAACAUUUUGUUGAAUCCGGCCGCCGUCGUUGAUCCACUGCAGACUGGUAUUUCCCGCGAGAACCAGGUCACGUUCGCGUGUUACAUAAAGCGAGGAACGGCCGACUACCGGUCGGAGGUUUCCUAUGAACUAGUACAAUUUACCGGGUAUUUUAGAAGUGACGUGGAUGCGGACUCGUUGAUGACCACGUCCAGGUUCAGCACCUACAUGAACGACGCCGACACGAGGCUAAUCUUUGUUGGUACGGGACGAUUACAGACGCCCCAGCUGAUUCGGGAAAUGUCCAUUGUGGACAGCUCCAAGAGCGAGUUCACCUCCAGGCAUAGCUUGGAGUGGAAAUUUCUCUUCCUGGACCACCGAGCACCACCGAUCAUCGGGUAUUUGCCGUUCGAAGUGUUGGGAACUUCCGGGUAUGAUUACUACCACUUUGAUGAUUUGGAGAAGGUGGUGUCCUGUCACGAAGCUUUGAUGCAAAAAGGAGAAGGUACCUCGUGCUACUAUCGAUUCCUGACCAAGGGUCAGCAGUGGAUCUGGUUGCAGACACGGUUCUACAUCACGUACCACCAGUGGAACUCCAAACCCGAGUUUGUCGUGUGCACUCAUCGGGUCGUAAGUUACGCAGACGUCAUGAAGCAGUUCCGGAACCAAACUGGUGGAGAGAACAAGUUCGCCGAGGACGCCGACAGCGUGAGCGUGGGAGUGGAGCGGAAGUUUCAACCCGGAUCAUCCCAGAGCUUACUGGCGACGUCGCCGUGGAGUUCGAAGAGUUCACGAACGUCCCGGAUAGCACCGACACCGGGAGGUUCACCCACGGGAACGUCGUCCCGGGGAAGGCACCGGUACAACACCUACCAGGGACCGGGUUCGGAUUCGGCGACCUCGAUGUCGGCGGAAUCACACGCCAGCCGGCAGUCCAUGAUGACGACGCAUAGCUCGAAAUCCCGAAUGCGCUUCAACUCGUACCAAUCAAAGACGCCGUCCCAGCAUUCGCAAGACGGUGGCCAGCCGCCGGCGACUCACUUCAUCCUUCAGCAGCAGAUGCUUCCGAAUCCUCAGCAAACGGUCCAGGCGGAAUCGUACCAGCAAAUGCAGUUGCGACCACCCGUGACGGCCGCAAUCAUCACACCACCGUCGGUGACGCAGAUCAUCGGCUCGGCCGGCUUCAUGGAACCCCAGCAAUGCUUGGCCGCUAUCCCAGUUCAGCCGGUUGCGGCCUUUGCACCGGACGCUUCGGCAGCUGUGCUAUCGCCGAUUCCACCGACCUCGCCGGCAACCUUCGCCGUCCAUUCGAGCAUUUCUUCGGCGGCCGGGGGAGUAGUGUUGACACCCACCCAGAACCAGGUCCAGGAUCAACUGCAUCGAAAGCACGAGGAACUUCAACACCUCAUAAUGCAACAACAGGAUGAACUUCGGAGGGUUCAGGAACAAUUACUUAUGGCCCGGUAUGGUCUGCUGCCGUCGAUUGUGACCAUCCCUUUCACGUCUGCCUCCAGCAGUACAAACGACAUCAGCAGUAGGUGUAGCAGUAGUGCGUACCUUCAACAUCACCAGUCACCUCACAGCAGUCACCAGUACCAAACGCAUCCUAGUCUCAUGGGCAACAAUCCCCAGCAGCAACCACUUCCCCAGCUCUGCAUACCACCGGACCAGAAACCGAUCUUCCAUCCCAACCAGCAGCUCAACUUCACCGAUACCGGCCAACUCCGACAACCCGGUGAUCCCACCGGCGAAGGGACAUCCUACAUGCAACUCACGCCAGUUCCAAUCCACCAUCUGCAGCAACAUCCACAACCCUCACAACAGCAGCAGCAACCACAACAACUCCCCGGAACCGGAAACAGUAUGGAGCUACUGCAGUACCAGAUGGCAUCGGAACAGGCACACGUCCUGUUCACUUCCGGCAUGGAACAGCAGCAGCAGCAGCAGCAACAACAACAGCAGCAAAUUCAUCCUCUUCACCAUCACCACCAGCAUCGUCAGCAGCAGCAGGGUUCGUCACUUCACUCGCCCGGUGGUUCCACAAGUCACUCGCGAAGUGACGUCUAGAUUUCCGAUCCACUUUUUAAAACCAACACCACACCACAAUGUAAGAGCUUUAUGUCGAACAGAUGUCAGUAGAUAACAACAAACGAGCUUUCCAACCAAAUGGAGCAUUUGAUACAAAAUACAUUCCUUGUGAAAAACAAAAACAAAACGGUUUCUUGUUAAGAUGCCGCUAGCUAUUUUUUAUAAACGUGUUGUUUGAUAUACUAAAUGAAAGUGUAGAAUGUAG